AUGGGGCCAUGGGGUGGCCGUGGGGUGGCCGUGGGGCGGCCGUGGGGUGGCUGUAGGGUGGCCGUGGGGUGGCCAUGGGGUCAUGGGGUGGCCGUGGGGUGGCCGUGGGGCAGCCAUACUAAGCACCUCGGUCCCCUCGCAGUCGCUCAGGCGAAGGAGGUGGCCGAGCUGUGCCAGGGCGGCCCCGCGUCCUGGUGCCGCGACGUGGCCACGGCCAUCCAGUGCCAGAAGGAGCAGCAGUGCCGCCAGCUCUGGGACAGCCUGGCCACGUGGGACGAGGACGAAGACGACGCGGCGCUGCCGGGCAAGGGGAAGAAAUGCAACAUCUGCACCAAGGUGCUGCAGCAGCUGAAGAAGAUGGUGGGGGACGACCCCGACGAGGACGCCAUCGACGAGGCGCUGCGCAAGGUGUGCGGCACCAUGAAGGGCCUGGGCCGGCUGUGCAAGUCCAUGGUGAAGAAGUUCAGCGAGCAGAUCGCCGAGGCGCUGCAGAACGACGACGAGCCCCAGGACGUCUGCGCCGCCCUCAAGUUCUGCAAGGGCUGAGCGCCGGACCCUGGCCGCCGCCGCCGAACCCCGAAACAUGAAGGGGGGCCCCGAGCCCCACCGCCAGCCUCCACCUCGCCGCCAGCCUCCCUCCCU
This is a messenger RNA of Oxyura jamaicensis (ruddy duck), 642 nucleotides long. RefSeq names its product antimicrobial peptide NK-lysin-like. Gene Ontology annotation, biological process: sphingolipid metabolic process; antimicrobial humoral immune response mediated by antimicrobial peptide; killing of cells of another organism. Bases 1 to 546 code for a protein of 181 amino acids. The record is from RefSeq and is a predicted model, not a curated record. The transcript has 4 exons. Lineage: Eukaryota; Metazoa; Chordata; Aves; Anseriformes; Anatidae. Gene Ontology annotation, cellular component: cytolytic granule.